This is a messenger RNA of Dictyostelium discoideum AX4, 480 nucleotides long. RefSeq lists its product as hypothetical. The transcript has 2 exons. The coding region runs from base 1 to 480 and encodes 159 amino acids. The record is from RefSeq and is a predicted model, not a curated record. Lineage: Eukaryota; Evosea; Eumycetozoa; Dictyosteliales; Dictyosteliaceae.
AUGACAUCUAUAUUUGGAGAUUUAAUUUUACAAGACAAUGGAAGAAUCAUAAAUCGAUCGGGGAAGGUUUUUGGUUCCGAUAACUUCUCAUACCAUCAAAUAUCUUUGACUGUACAUGUGAUAUCAUCAAUUAACAACACAACCCCAAUCGCAACAAUUCCAGGUUUAAGUGCCAUUUUCGCGUACAAUAGAUCGAAAGGUCAAGUCACAAUAUAUUUCUCCACACUCACAUUACCAGCAAACACCGGUGGAUACGCAGAUAAGAUGCUCGGGUUCACUUGGACAUCAACUACCAUUCCAACCAGGGUUACCAGUGCAUAUUGUUCAUUCAUUUGUGUUGACUCUACCGUGCUUUCCCUUGGCUCAGCGACACCACUUAAUUUACGUCUAUAUUCGCUUCCUCCAGCUGGUAUGACAUCAACAGAACAAUUAACGGUUGCUGUUCAACCAGCACAAUACUACACUGAUACAACAGUUUAA